AUGCCGCAAGACCAACAACCUACCUGGAUAGCUGCUACUUCAAUGAAUCAAACACGUCACUCUGACAACCAAGUUUCUCAGCACUAUAUGCCUUCACCGUGCCAAGUGAUGGAAGGAUUCUCCCACCUCUCGGUUAAAGAUGGGAAUCCGAACCCCACGCUAAUUGACCGCCAUGCAUCCCAAACGUCGAUUUCGAGCGUGCCUUCAUUGGAUUCCGAGUACGUCUCAGACAACAACUGGCAAUCGUCCAGCAGUCUACAGAUGCCUUGCCUUCAGGACGCGGCCUGGUGGUUCGAGCCUUUCGGAGACGUCCACGAUCCCCCACCCGAUGCAGACUUGUACCUUGGAUCCGGAGAGUCAUCGCAACUAGAAUCUCCAUUGGGCGCUCUAGGUGGCAGCGAACCUAGCAAGGACCAAGUUGACGCGAGGCUCGACCGCAGGAGAGAACGCAGGAGAGAACAAAACCGACAAGCACAACGACGACAUCGCGAACGACGACAAUUGAAUUACUGCCUCACACAGGGCAAGGUCGUCGAGCUACAGGCUGCCCUCGCCACAGCCCUCGAACAGCAGAAACUCGUCAAGCAGGAAAAUAGUCACCUGCGAGGAAGGCUAGUUUCACUCGAAGCGGAAGUUGACUGCCUGCGGAGGAGUAUGUCGCCGGCGACAUUCGAGACCACAGGAUUCGAGACGCCGUCCGAGUUCGAACUAGGCACAUGA
Molecule: messenger RNA, 720 nt
Organism: Fonsecaea multimorphosa CBS 102226
Lineage: Eukaryota; Fungi; Ascomycota; Eurotiomycetes; Chaetothyriales; Herpotrichiellaceae
Exons: 2
Coding region: 1-720 (239 amino acids)
Biological process (GO): regulation of DNA-templated transcription
Molecular function (GO): DNA-binding transcription factor activity
Source: RefSeq, a predicted model, not a curated record